Messenger RNA from Trichogramma pretiosum, 2359 nucleotides. RefSeq lists its product as uncharacterized. The transcript is spliced from 3 exons. Bases 424 to 1605 code for a protein of 393 amino acids. NCBI's taxonomy places the organism in Eukaryota, Metazoa, Arthropoda, Insecta, Hymenoptera, Trichogrammatidae. The record is from RefSeq and is a predicted model, not a curated record.
GCCACGGUUGCUGCGCCGCCAAAGACUUAUCGGACGAUACUUGAUUACGGUCGUGCGCGAGAGAGAUUCGGAGAUUGUGUUUUUAGCUCUGAGCUUACGUGCGAGACGAAUUCGCGACCACGAGUAGUGUGAUAUGUAGCUUACGUGUGUAGUGUUGUUCUAGAAGAAGAAGAAGAGUGGCGAUUCGUGCUCCGAAACUUUUGUAGACGAUAUCAUGCGGAUUCUUGUCGAAGCCGUCGUCCUCGCCUGCACCGGCUGAGCAAAAAGCUCGUGUGUGGGCAUCGACGAGGAUCGUUCGCGCUUUGUCCUCGCGACACGGAGUCGAAAGGUAUCAAAAGAGACAGAGAGAGAGACAGUCUUGUAUUACUUUGGAGAGCCGAAUAAAACAACAAGGACUUUGUCGAGUGCACAAUCAUCGUCGUCAUGGGCCAAGGUACCACGACGACCGAUACCUGCAACGACAGGCCGACCGAGGUCAGUGUCAUCAGAUUCGUCUCGCGCAAUCACACCAUCGAGGAGAUCGCUCCGAAGAAGGAGGUGUAUGUUUGUAAACAGCGAGGAUGCGGCAAAAUGUUCAUCGAUCCGGAGGCGCAUAAAUCACACGAGGCUUUGGAGACGCUGAAAAUUCGAUUUUUUUGCAAAGAACCAGGCUGCGGUGCAGAAUUACCAGAUCCAGGUGAGAUGUGGGCUCACUAUCAAGAGUGGCACAAAGAUGACUCUAAUUCUCCGUUCACUAGGAAUACCACGGAACAGGCUAACAAUUGUCAGGAGGAUAAAAAACACAUUGAUUCGUUUCAUGAAAAACCUUCGAAUAGCUUAGCAAAGUCAGAAAUCAUUUAUUUCGAACUGUCUGAUGGUAUCAAAAAAGAAAAUUUUACUAAGAUCAAUAACGGAGAUACAUUUUUCAAUAGUGUUCAAAGUACUAUUGAUGAAACUGUGGAGAAAGCAAUGGUUAAACAAAACGAAUACGUUUCCAAUCACGUAACUACUGCAAUAAAGCCAAAUGAAUACGCAAUUAUUAAAGGAAAUAAAAUAUCCAGUAUACAAAAUAUUUCUCAAGAGGAUAAUAAAUAUUUGAGCUGUAAAGAUAAAUUCAGCAAAGUUCAUCCUGAGUUUCCUAAACACAAGGAAAUAGUGAUAACAAAGAAUAACUUUUUAGUUAAAUUCGAACCUAUCUCUUCAUUAGGCAGUGAUCUUAAUUUAAUAAAAGACUCUAAAACUGAUUGCAAUUCAGUUAUUGUAAAUAACGACGUUCCUUUAAAGAAAGAAUCUAAUCAUGCACAUAAAAUAGAUUUUGAAAAUUUAGAGGAUGCCUUUAAAAGAGGAUUAGAAGAUGAUAAUAUAAAAUUAAUUCAGAGUACCAGAAAAAACGAAAAUUCUGACAAUGAAGAAUAUACUCCUAAAAAGCAACGCAUGUCUAGGUCGAAACAAGAACCUUUGAAGACUGAAGCUGAUGGUUGUGAAAAUGCAUACAAAUACGUACCGCAUUUCAAAAAGCAAUCAAAUAAGGAAACUCAUAAAAUCUUGGCUGAUAUUCAUGAAAAUCCUAAAAAAUUACCACCAGAAAAGUUACAUGAUACACUGAGUAUGUCAUAUGUGCUAUAAAUUAAUUUCCAUAUAAAGCUUAUGAAAAUAAUACAAUGAAAUGUGUAAUAUUGCUUGCAAUUUAACUAGUUAAAUUUAAAAAAGGCAUUUAAGAAUAAUAAUAAGAUAAACGCAUGAAAAAAUCAUUGCAAUCAUCAAGAAACUACUUAAUUUCAAGAAACAGAUACUAGUUUUAAUUUUGUCAUUGAGCAACAAAUUAUCAUUAAGACUGACUUGGAAUAUAAGCAUCACCUUUUCUUAAAAAAUAUAUUGUUAAUGUAAAUUCACUCUUAGUACUAAAUUUAUUAAUUAGUAGGCAAAAAAGUUAUUUAUUUUAAAAAUUUUAAUUCGUCAAGCAUGUGGAUGCAAGUAUUAAACUGAGGUUUUCCUCAUACCCAAAAGGUAACUUUUGACAGAGUUUGCCAAAAAGUCUGAAUAUUGAAAAAUGUAAUAUUCAUUUUAAUAUUGAUUUUAAUUUAGUUUUAAGUGUUUCUCACUUAUUGAUGUAAAGUGUAAAAAGUUUUUAAAAAUAUUAGUAUGUAUGCAUUUUUUACAUAAAUUUAUAUUAUAUUUUUUUCUAGUUUCAAUCUGAUUUUCUGAGUAUUCAGUCUGUCAGACAGUAACUUGUAGUUAUAAAAUGUGGGGUUCAGAAGUUAGAAUAGAACAAUUAAUAGGUUCAUGAAACAAUUGUGAAUCAUUUGUUAUAUUUAUUAUAUUUAUUACCUUUGGAAUAAAGAUGUCAAUCAAAAUCAUAGAAAACGAAUUUGAUAGUGAA